Molecule: messenger RNA, 4884 nt
Organism: Erinaceus europaeus (western European hedgehog)
Lineage: Eukaryota; Metazoa; Chordata; Mammalia; Eulipotyphla; Erinaceidae
Product: bone morphogenetic protein 8A-like
Exons: 7
Coding region: 243-1454 (403 amino acids)
Biological process (GO): SMAD protein signal transduction
Cellular component (GO): extracellular region
Molecular function (GO): growth factor activity; cytokine activity
Source: RefSeq, a predicted model, not a curated record
GCGGCUAGCGCUCGGGAGACUUGCGGCUGCGACUCCCCCAGCGCCCAGCGCCGCCCGCAGCCCGCCCGCCACCCCCGCUGCACGGGACCGCGGGCGCGGCAGCCACCGACGGGAUCGCCGACGGCCCCGGUGCAGCCCCCGCCCCAGGGGUUUCCGCGCGGGGGUCGCUCCGGGGCUCCUGCCCUCCGCCGUCGGGGCGACCGGGCGGCCGGGCGGCUUUGGGGUGAGCGCCCCCCGCCGCCAUGCCCGCGCGUCCCGGGCCGCUGUGGCUGCUGGGCCUGGCGCUGUGCGCACUGAGCGCCGGCGGCCCCGGCCCGCGCCCCCCGCCCGGCCUCCCGCCCCGCCGCCUGGGCGCCCGCGAGCGGCGCGACGUGCAGCGCGAGAUCCUGGCGGUGCUCGGGCUGCCCGGCCGGCCCCGGCCCCGGCCCCGCGCGCCCCCCGCCGCCGCCCGGCUGCCCGCGUCCGCGCCGCUCUUCAUGCUGGACCUCUACCACGCCAUGGCCGGCGACGACGACGACGACGCGGCCCGCGAGCGGCGCCUGGGCCGCGCCGACCUGGUCAUGAGCUUCGUCAACAUGGUGGAGCGUGACUGCACACUGGGGCUCCCGGAGCCGCACUGGAAGGAGUUCCUCUUUGACCUGACCCAGAUCCCGGCAGGGGAGGCAGUCACAGCUGCCCAGUUCCGCAUCUACAAGCUGCCCAGCAGCUGCCCACUCAACCAGACCCUCCACAUCAGCGUGUUCGAGGUGGUCAGGGAGCUCACCAACAGGGAGUCUGACUUGUUGUUUUUGGAUCUUCAGACGCUCCAAGCUGGGGACGAGGGCUGGCUGGUGUUGGAUGUGACAGCAGCCAGUGACCGAUGGUUGCUGAACCGUAAUCAGGACCUGGGACUCCGCCUCUAUGUGGAAACAGAGGAUGGGCGCAGCGUGGAUCCUGGCCUGGCUGGUCUGCUGGGGCAGCGGGCACCGCGCUCCAAACAGCCUUUCAUGGUCACCUUUUUCAGGGCCAGCCCCAGCCCUGCCCGAGCCCCCCGGGCCGUGAGGCCCCUGAAGAGGAGGCUCCAGAAAAAAACCAACGAGCUGCCGCAGCAGAACAAGCUCCCAGGAAUCUUUGCUGCUGUCCAGGGCACCGAGGGCCAGCAGGUGUGCCGUCGGCAUGAGCUCUACGUCAGCUUCCGGGACCUUGGCUGGCUGGACUGGGUCAUCGCCCCCCAGGGCUACUCGGCCUACUACUGUGAGGGGGAGUGCUCCUUCCCGCUGGGCUCCUGCAUGAACGCCACCAACCACGCCAUCCUGCAGUCCCUGGUGCAUCUGAUGAAGCCAGACGCCGUCCCCAAGGCGUGCUGUGCCCCCACCAAGCUGAGCGCCACUUCUGUGCUCUACUACGACAGCAGCAACAACGUCAUCCUGCGCAAACACCGCAACAUGGUGGUCAAGGCCUGCGGCUGCCACUGAGGCCUCUAGCCCGCUGCAGCGCCUCCCACAGCACCAGGCUGCUUUCCAGAGAUGGGCUUCCAGUGCUGUCAGAUCAUCAGGGGGCCCGGCCUGGUCUUCCGGCUAGCAACCAAUCAUCUCCAGGCCUCUCUACAACCUCCCCUGCUUGAGGUUUCUGACAGACUUAUAUCCAUUAUUCCUGGUGUUGAGUUACCAAGUAAGAUCUAUUCCGUCUCCUUCUAAAAGGUACUGACCAGCUUUUGGGGAAUAGCACAACAGUCCUGUCUGAGCACCUGUCCACACAAGCCCAUUGCUGGCUCAGGUUGUGUGCAGAUAUGGGAUGGCCUGUGAACCACCUGGAACCCAAGAUUGGUUACUGGAGUUCCUCACUCUCCAUUACAGAUCUCCCAGCACAGGACCUAGUCCAUCCCGGUUACCUGUUUACCUAGGUGCAAAACUGGGUUUCUGCUGGCAGUUAGUUAAAGGAGCAUGGCCUUGCACUUGACUGUCAUGGAUCUGAAUCACCAGCUGCUGGCCAUAUUAGGUAUGUGUAUUAAAUCAAGAGCUGAAUGAACAUGAUUUAGGACUGAGGCCAACUGCAUUUUCCUUCCUGUCUUCCUGCCUUGAUCUGCUUCCUGUCUGAAGAAGACAGUAUGUGUACAUUUGGGGCCUUUGGAGAAACAAAACAAACAAACAAAAAAAUGAUGGGGGGCUUCACUGACUUAAUUAUCUGUCACCAGGUGCUAGGCACUGAGGAAAAGUUAAAUCUUUUUUGUUUUUGGUUGCAGGGGCUUGACUGCUCCAGGUCAACUACUUCAGUGACAGGGGGGUCUCGAGAGGGAGAGGGAGGGAGAGAGGGAGAGAGAUGACAGCACUAAAGCUUCCUUCUGCACCAUAGAACUCCCAUGUGGUGGAACAGGAACUUGAACCUGGGUCACACACAUGAGCCUUCCAAUUGAGCUGAGUGGCACAGCAUGACAGUGCCGAGCACAGAUGGAGUAUUUCCCCUUUCUCUUCUGCAUGACAGACUUCUAUAAUCAAUGUUGAUUCCCCCCCCCCUUUUCAAAUCUGGAUAGAAUUUCAAAAUGAUCAGCACAGAACUAACUCAAGGCAGCCACUGCUUAGUUAUGUGAAGUGAAAACUGCCUGCCAUCUCCUGCCACUUGAACCUUCAUCCAUUAUGCCCCUAGCACUUUGCACAUUGGGCCACCUGUGGCCAGGUUGAGGAUGGGGGAGGGGUUCUGCUUUGUAUCCAGAAGUUGUCAAAAACAGGUUGGACACCAAAGUCUGCAUCACUCUGUGAUGUACCCCAUCCUGUAUCUUGGGGUCUGUGAGGGAGGGAGUGACAGGCAGCAAUUAAGCUAAGCUGGAUGGGAAGGUUCCAGGAAACCACUGUUCUCUUUGGAGCUGCUGGCAACUGGAGUGUUUAUUUGAUUUCUGACUUGCUAAGCCUAUAAUUUACCUUCUGGAGCAGACAGAGUCCAGCUGCCCGUAUCCUGAAAUACCGAGUCAUUAAAAGCAGAUCCUGGGCCCACCCCUACCCGCAGGCUGAGGCAGAGCACUGGGGCACAGGGAUGAGCACCUCUAGAGACUACUCUGCAGCCCUGAGGGCUCUGGAGGGCAGGGCAGAGGCGAAGAUCAUGCUGCAGAUAGCAAGCAGCUCCUUUGGCAGCCCUUCACCUGGACCUGGGGGUUGGGGAACCCAAAGAACAGGUGCAAAGGUGGAGACCCACCUCAUAUAUGCAGAGGAUGGGCCCAGACUGUGUGUGUCCUUGAGCCUAGGGGUGUGUGUCCUUGAGCAUGGCACCAUGCUCAGCCAGGUGCACCGCCACCUGGGCCCUUGUUUGCUUUUUUAAAAAUUUUAUUAUCAUUUUAUGUGACAGGACAGAUACUGAGAGGGGAGGUAGAGAGAGAGACACACAUGCAGCACUGCCUCACUGCUUGCGGAGCUUUUCCCUACAGGAGGGGACUGCUAGAACCUAGAGCGUGUAAAUGGGUGCACUCAACCAGGUGCACCACUGCCCAACCCCCUGGCCUAGAUGUUAAGAGACCUAAUUUGCAGCUGCCUUCAGUCAGGCCAUCUGCCUAUUCUUUUAAACAGUUAAAGGUGCACUAGGACUCUCAUAUAACCUGAAAGUUUGUAGAAAUGAAGUAUCCCUCUCCACCACACUGCACAGCAGGAAUCAACAGGAGUUGUGGUCCUCUUACAGGAGGAAAAUAGGCAUCAUCACCUAUUUGCCUAGCUGUCUCUUUGAAAAGCUCAAGCCAUCCAGUUACCAAGUAAACAAGCCCUGAACAGAGAGCCAACUGAAUGGAUACAAAACUGGUGUAUUGUCUUCAUGAAUUAUCUCUCUGCUGAGCUGAGCAGGGCUGCUGCAGCAAUGCCCAGGCUGGCAGGUAUACAGCAAAGAUGUCACCAUUUCCUUUUCUCUUAUUCAGGAUGUGGCCUGCACCAGAAUAGAAAGAUAAAUAAAAGUGGUCAGUUCAGACCCACUGACAGUAAGGAGAAAUUGAUGACAGUUGACAGGAAGGGAAGACACAUGGGGAGAAAAAAAAACAAGGUGCCAAACAGUCUCAGUAACUUUGGUGCCACCCUAAACUAAGAGGAAGUUAUCAGAAUGCUAGUAUUUACUGUUUUAUAAGAAGCAGUAUAAUAAGAAUACAGUUUUUCAGAGCCAAAUGGGUUUGAAUCUUGAUUAUUAUUCUUCAAAUAACAGGGCAUUGGUCCUUUCCUAUUCAAUAGGACUUACUAUAAAAGAUUAGAUAUGUUCACAUUUAGAAAGCUUGGUAACUAAGUGCUUAACAGUUUGUUCCCACUGGUAUUAAUCUGGAGCCUGGUCUGAGCUUUUCCACUGAAGCUCCUCUGAGAAAAUGGACUCUCUGGGUUAUAGUCUAUUUAAUUUCAGAGCCUUGCCUUUCCCUUUAAAAAUCUACACGCUGCAGGGGGCCAGGAGAUGGCGCACCUGGUUAAGCGCACACAUUACAGUGCACAAGGACCCAGGUUCAAACCCCUGGUCCCCACCUGCAGGGGGAAAGCUUCAUGAGUGGUGAAGCAGGGCUGCAGGUGUCUCUCUGUCCCUUUCCCUCUCCUCUCAAUUUCUCUCUGUCUCUAUCCAAUAAUAAAUAAAUAAAUUUAAAAAAAAAAGAAAAACAAUUAAAAUCUACACGCUGCAACUCUGCGGGUAGCUUGAAUUCUCACCUGCUUUAAAAGUCAAAGGCAAGUUAAGAGCUUGGUUCUGAGGGUGGUGAGGCGGUGAGCCUUCAUGUAGUACUUCCAAGAGAUGCAGGGCCCCUCUGGGCUAGUUGGGACCCAUCAGCCACCACUUUCUGCCAUUUGAAAAGGGAAUUAUAUUGGGUUUUCUUAUCUAUGAGAGGCCAUAUACAACCAGCUUAAAAAAAAAUAAAGUUCUUUUUUUUUUUUUUUUUUUUUUACUUAUUUACUAUAAAAAUAA